CUCUUGCCCCGCCUCACUUCCAUGAUGGCUGAAGAUCCCGGUGGAGCUUAUUUCAAUUUCUCCUUCACUUUUUCCUGUUUCCCUGUGUUUCUGCUUGUCGGUACGACAUGGCAGGAGCCACAACCUCGGUAACCGGCUUCAUAUACUCGCUGACGCCGUCAUGCCCAAGAAAGGGAUCCGAAAACGGCUGAAGUUCCGGGCCGACGACGUGUGCUCGGAGUCAGUUACUGUGGCUGACUAUGCUAACUCUGACCCAGCCAUUGUGAAGUCUGGGAGGGUUAAAAAAGCUGUUGCAAAUGCACUUGAAAAAGAAGUGAAAUUGCUGUGUGGUUUGGAAGCUUCCCAAGGUGCUGUACAAGAGGUGCUGUCCUCAGCUGUGAGUGUAAGAAGACAGGACUGUGACAGUAGUGAUGAGCUGGACACUGAAGGCAGUGCCAGUGGUGUAAAACUUUCCAGAAAGAAGAAGAGCAAGAGACAUAUAGAAGAUAGUGAUGCACUGGAUGGCAAAGCAUAUCCUAUCGAUAUUUGGCUGCUUUUGGCAUCGUACAUUCGUCCAGAGGAUACAUGUAAAUUUGCUCUGAUUUGUAAAAAUGCGUGGACUGUCACUUGCACUGCUGCAUUCUGGACCAGAUUAUAUAGAAGGCAUUAUAAUAUGGAUGCUCAGUUGCCAGUACGUUUGCAGCCAGACUCUGUUGGAAAGAUGAGAUGUCUCCGUGCUUGUGUAAUCCGUUCUCUGUUUUUUAUGUAUGAGCCAUUUUGUACUCGUGCUACAAAAAUCCCUUUAAUACCAGAGUCCACUCCUACAAGUUUGCUGAAUUCAAAGUGUUUGCUGUUUUGGGUCACCAAAGUUGAUGGCAAUAGAUCUGAACCAAUGUGGGAGUUUAAUUUUAAGUUUAUGAAGCAGCCUCCAAAGUUUAAGAAUGGCUGUCACAAUGGACUACAGUUUCCCUGCAAAUACCAAGACGUUCAUGCUAACCCAGACCAGGACUGCUAUCUAUUGCAAGUUACAACACUCAAUUUCAUUUUCACCUCAGUUGUAAUGGGCAUGACCCUGGCACUGUUUACAAUAAACGUGAGCACGGAUAUGAGGCAUCAUCGUGUGCGACUUGUUUUUCAAGACUCCCCUGUCAUUAAAGGCAAGAAAUCCCGGAAUGAUCUAGGUGUCCAAGUGGUUCUUGAUCCUGUACACAGUGUCCGUCUCAUGGAUUGGUGGCACCCUCAGUACCCCUCUUCUGUUAAUACUUGAUAACAUUUCAAGAAGUCAGCAGGAAUAUGAUGCUGGAUCAUAAUAAUUGAAACUGAAGAUUUAUGCUGAAAACCCUGCCAGUCUGGCUGUAAUUUGAAAUUUCGUAACAUUGAAAAAUUGAGCAACACUUAUUGACACUGUAGAAAAGCACUUUUCAGGAUUAUGAUGAAGUUUACAUAUGCCCAUUAUGGUAUUUCAUUAUAUAACAGGGUAAUCAUGGAAUGCUGUCAUUAUUAUUACUUUUAUUUUAUUAUAAUGAAUCUAAUCUAUUUCAUCAAUGUCUGAUCACAUUGGAAAAGGGCAUGCUGUGAUGCAUGGAUGUCUCCUUCUCUUGCAGUGACCUUUAAUUAUAAUUUAUCUAAUGUUUUCAUUAUGCUAGCAAAAUAUUUGUGAUCUCAUGAACCCUAGAGUUGUAAUGAAGAGUUUGUCAUACAGGAAACUUUAAAGUUGGAAAGAGUAAUUAUUCACAUUAUAAUGUUAGUGUGGGAGCGGUCAGGGCCUGAGAAGCAUCAGUAGAACUUUUUUUUUAUUAUUAUUAUUUCCUUUUCUCGCCAUCCUCACCUCUGUCAAUCAGUUUUCGAGCCCUUCAAAUGGGAAUGCCUGCACCUGCCAUAGUUUUUAUCUGGGUAUUCAUGUUUCCAUGUUUUCCAAUUUAGUUUUGCGUUCACUUCUGUUCAAAAACUUUAUAUAUUUAGUGUGAUUCCAUGUUCUGGAUGAUGAUGUAGUAUUUUACAAAUUUGUUCUGAUUUCACAUUGUCCAUUUACUGAUUAAAAUUACGUUUUGAAAUGCAUAUUUUUCAGAUGAUGGUGAUGAUUAGGUUUCUUUCAAAGUAAAAAGAAAGUACUUAUUUUAAAGUUAUGAAAAACAAGAAGGAUCUUUACUCUCUUCCACUAUAAGAAAAUCAUUUCUGUUUCCAGGUACAAAGUAAAAAAUAAUAUAUAUUUUUUUAAUUUUAGAGUGCUUAGAAACAUGGCCAGAAAAUGUUUUUGGAAUUCCUGAGUUAAGCUGAUUCUGUGUCCUUUGUACUGAUGCUGUCAAACUUAGAUAGUCGUAUCAUUUUAGUAUUUUUUUUUUGCAAGUCUUUCUAGUUGCUGUUUUAUCGCUUCCUUCUGAAGUUCAUGAGUCACGUGUGUGUGUGUGUGUGUGUAUAUAAUUGGUGCUUUGUUUUGCAGAACACAAAUGUGUACAGGUAGCGGGUAUGUUGGGCCAGGUGGCUUUUUGUUUUGUGACAUGAACAUUAAGGCUUGUUUUUCUAGCAUUACGGAUCAGCUACUGACUAUGAAGGGAAUCUGCAUUUUAUUGAUUUUUUUUCUCUUUUCUCAAAUAAAUAAACUCUCAAUAUUAUAUAUUUUAGAUAAGUGCAUGCCAUCAGGUGCAAAACUUAGUACUGAAUCUGUUUUACUUAUUAAUUUUAAUGAUAUUUGAUUGGAAUCUAAUUAUUUGGCUAAGAUACAUGCAUGCUUGUGUUUCUUUGCGCAGAGAGCUCCAGCUACUAUGUAAGCAUUCGAGAACAGGUUUGAAUUAUUAACAAAUAUAUAGAAACAAAAGGGAAAUAUUAAUCCUUUUGUCUGAAGGCAAUUUUAUGAUGACAGCUUUACUUUGUACCAUGUGCGAGGUUAUAGUAUCUGUGGCAAGUGUUUAUUUAGUAAGCCUUAACCAGUGAAGCAAAUGAAAAAACCUGAACAGGAAUAAUAUUCUAAUUUAUAAAUUAAAUGUUUUCUGCAAGUAUGUUGUAUGCUUGUCUUGAAAAAUGUAUAUGGAUUAAUUUUUAUUUGCUAUUUAUGAAUAUAUUGAAAGGCUCCUGUGAAACAUUCCAUGCUUUUUAUUUGUGUUAAAAAAAAAAAAAAAACAGUACUGACAGCAUCUAGUUUAAAAUAAAUUGACAGUACCCCUAAAAUAAGGGGGAGUCAUUUGCCAUCAAAACCAGUUGUCUUACACUCGCAUUCUCCCAGUGUGAAGUCCCUCUCAGAACUGUCGUAGCUUUGGCAUAUCUCAACAUGCUUCAAGGGUGAAGAUUGUGUGUUCCUCUUUUUUUCCUUUCUAAGCUGAAGCAUCAUAGCAGCUAUUUUCAUAGUUAAAUAUGUAUAGGCAGAAUUGGCGCACACAACGCCAAGAGAAACAAAGCCAAACGUAUUCCAAAGAAUUCUGUUACUCUAAAGCAAAGCCUGGUGUUCAUGCUUUUCGUCAACAUGUUUUAAACUUGCUAACCUUUGUUGUGCUUUCCAUUUUCAAUGUAUUGGGGAAUAGAUUCAGGCUUUAAAGUCUGAUUCUGAUGAAAGCUAUGACUAGUUAAUUUAUGUUGUGCAGACUGAGCAGUAGAGCUGAACUUCAGUACUCUUUGGAUUUCUUUGUUUUGUGCUGCUGUAAUAAACUUCACAAGGCCAGCAACCUAUAAGAUUGUAAAACAAGAUUAACAUUUCAACCAGUGGGCACAUUAAACUGUUUUUUUUUUCUGAAAA
Erpetoichthys calabaricus (reedfish) is the source of this 3706-nucleotide messenger RNA. RefSeq names its product transmembrane protein 183A (gene tmem183a). Gene Ontology annotation, biological process: regulation of protein stability. The record is from RefSeq and is a predicted model, not a curated record. Gene Ontology annotation, cellular component: SCF ubiquitin ligase complex. The coding region runs from base 161 to 1246 and encodes 361 amino acids. NCBI's taxonomy places the organism in Eukaryota, Metazoa, Chordata, Cladistia, Polypteriformes, Polypteridae. The transcript is spliced from 8 exons.